This is a messenger RNA of Daucus carota subsp. sativus, 643 nucleotides long. Its product is annotated as auxin-responsive protein SAUR71. Gene Ontology annotation, biological process: response to auxin. The coding region runs from base 66 to 455 and encodes 129 amino acids. The transcript has a single exon. The record is from RefSeq and is a predicted model, not a curated record. NCBI's taxonomy places the organism in Eukaryota, Viridiplantae, Streptophyta, Magnoliopsida, Apiales, Apiaceae.
CAAGCUCUUCACACUAAAUUCUCUACUUUCUCUCUCAAAACCCUCUCUCUCUCUCUCUCUCCACAAUGAAGAAAUUAAUCCAACGUUUCUCUCGCGUCACCGAUUCCACAAACUACUCACUCCUCCGCUCCGAGUCCCGCGCCUCAACUCGUCCAUGCCGAUUGAUGAAACCUCGCCGGUCCGGCGGCGUGCCGGAGGGGCACUUACCGGUUUACGUCGGGGAUGAAUCGGAGCGGUUUGUGGUGAACGCGGAGCUGUUAAAUCACCCGGUGUUCAUGAAACUGCUGAAUAUAUCGGCUCAAGAGUACGGCUACGAACAGAAAGGGGUGCUUCGGAUUCCAUGUCAUGUGUUCGUGUUCGAGAGAGUUCUAGAAGCUUUGAGAAUAAACCAGGUCUCUCAGGAUGUUCUCGAGCUCCUCGAUUCGUUCUCGAAAGGCUCCGUUUAUUUGGCAUGAAAUUCGGUUUAAUAUUAGCUAGUUGAGAUUAGGGCAUCAAAUUACAGAGAGAUUCGUAAAGAAAAGAGUGUGAGAUGGAUUUAGCAGCUUGUAAUGUAAAUUGUAUCGUGUAAUCAGUGUAAAGCAAAUUUUCCAUCCCACAAAAAUUUAAAAGAUUUAUUAGAAUUAUGGAUUUAGUUUUCGGGUUA